AUGGGGGUCACACGCAAAGUACUGUCGGAGGGGAACGGCGCACAACCAAGAGCGGGCGAUGUAAUCACUGUCCACUGCACUGGCUACCUUGUCAAUGGCAAAAAGAAGUUCUGGUCAACGUUGGAUAACAAUGAGCCGUUUUCCUUCCGCGUGGGGCUCGGGCAGGUGAUCCAGGGCUGGGAUGAAGGAAUGCUGAUGAUGUCGACCGGUGAGAAAGCUGAGCUCACGAUGUCCGGCGAUUUUGCCUACGGGAAGAAAGGGUUUCCCGCCUGGGGCAUUCCCCCGGAUGCCGAUCUUCUCUUUGAAAUUGAACUUCUUAAGAUAAAUUAA
This is a messenger RNA of Trypanosoma rangeli, 330 nucleotides long. RefSeq names its product peptidyl-prolyl cis-trans isomerase. Gene Ontology annotation, molecular function: peptidyl-prolyl cis-trans isomerase activity. The transcript has a single exon. The record is from RefSeq and is a predicted model, not a curated record. NCBI's taxonomy places the organism in Eukaryota, Euglenozoa, Kinetoplastea, Trypanosomatida, Trypanosomatidae. The coding region runs from base 1 to 330 and encodes 109 amino acids.